AUGUCCCGGCGCAAGCAAGCCAAGCCGCAGCACCUCCGGGCCGGACCGGACGAACCCCGGAGCGGCCUCUACCUCCUCCGCCAUGACGACUCCUUGGAAGGCAUGGAGAGAGACAACCCCAGCGGGACAGGAAGUUCUCCCUGCGGUGAGGACACGCAUGUUUGCCACCAAUGCUGCGCCGAGUUCUACACUUGGAGCGAGUUGAGCGAGCACCGGAAAUCCUGCGGCGAGGAUUGCUCCGUAUUAAUUGUGAGGGACGGUGAAGGCGAUGCCGCCAAGUCCCCGACGGGACCCUCGCCGGUCCCCAGCGUGGAAUUCAAUGACUCCUUGGUGGGAGAAUCAGCAGGAGAGUCGGCUGCCACCGAUAGCGACAGCUUGGACGAGGCUAUGGAGGUAGAACUUGGGCCGCAGGAACAAUAUGCCUCCAGCCCGCCGCCACCAGAUUCCUCAGAGACGUCGCAGGCUCUGCCGAGCACCAACGUGACUUUGGAGAUUUUACACAGCACCAGGGUGGCCGUUGCUCAAUUCACCCAAGGGCUGGGUGGCGGCACGGGAGGGCGGUCAGCCACAGCUGCCAUCCCGGUCAUUCUGGAGCACCUGCUGGCUUUGCAACAGCAACAAGUCCACCAGCUGCACCUCAUCGAGCAGAUCUGCAGCCAAGUGGCCACCAUGAACAAGCAGCCGAACAAGGAGACCUUGAACACGCCGCCAAGAGUCGUGCCCCUCAUGCCAAAUCCAUACCCCCCUCCUGGAAAUACACCUUCUAACGUCAAAAGUCAGGCUGCUAUUCCCGAAAAGUCACAAAAUCUUCCCUCACAUACUGUAUGCAGGCUGCCUGUCUUUAGAGAUGUUGUUUGUACUUCAGCUUCUUCCUCAGAAAACUCAAAUCAAUCCCUCUCUAGUUGUAGCGGCAUCUCUGCAUUAAUGCCUUCAUACUCUGGCUCCCAUCCAAUCACUUCUCAGGCUCUGAGCUCCCCAGGUCCUCUCGCCCUGGGGCAGGCCAGCCUACCCCUCCUGCCUCAAAGCCCCCCCAGCAGCGUCAUUUUCCCUAAUCCUUUAGCCAGCAUCGCCGCCACGGCCAAUGCGCUUGACCCACUGGCAGCCAUGAUGAAGCACCGGAAAGGGAAGCCGCCUGGCGUAUCGUUAUUUGAAACAAAGCCCAGCCCCGACGAGCCCUUCUUCAAGCAUAAAUGUCGCUUCUGUGCCAAAGUGUUUGGCAGCGACAGCGCUCUGCAGAUCCACCUGCGCUCCCACACUGGAGAGCGGCCCUUCAAAUGCAACAUCUGCGGUAACCGCUUCUCCACCAAGGGCAACUUGAAGGUGCACUUCCAGAGGCACAAAGACAAGUAUCCUCAAGUUCAAAUGAACCCUUACCCUGUGCCAGAGUAUCUGGACAACGUCCCAACAAGCUCGGGGAUUCCCUAUGGAAUGACUGUGCCACCUGAAAAAGCUGUCUCUUCAUGGCUGGAUAGCAAGCCUGUCUUAGCAACCCUGCCAGCAACGGUGGCACUCCCACUAUCCUCCACUAGAACCAGCAUUGAGGCUUCCAGUGAGGUUUUAAGUGUAACGCCAUCUGGUCAAGCCUUGUACCAGCCGGCUUCUGGUGAAUGUGCGUCACCAUGCCAAAGUGGCGGUGAGGCUCGAUUAUCUCCAGUUCCCGACACUGACCAGGAGCUACAGUCUAGCAAUAUGAAGACUGAAGAAGUGAACCCGCCGCUAAGCUGCAUUCAGAGCCUGAGAAGUACUCCCGUAACACAGACAACCAGCAAAACAUCUAUUGCUAUCACACCUGAACCUGUGACAUUAGCAUCUCCCUCGUCCACUCCCUCCUCACCUCUCCCAGUAAAGUCGGGAAACAUUUCCCCCGGUGGCCUCUUGGACUCUAUGCAAACCUCAGAAACCUCAAAGCUACAGCAGCUGGUGGAGAACAUUGACAAACAGAUAAGCGAUGCCAACCAGUGCACCUUGUGCAAGCGAGUCCUCAGCUGCCCGAGCGCGUUGAAGAUGCACUACCGCAUUCACACAGGUGAGAGGCCCUUCAAGUGCAAGGUGUGUGGCCGGGCCUUCACCACCAAGGGCAACCUGAAGACCCACGUGGGCGUUCAUAGGGAGAACCCGCCAGUACAGGUCCAACACUCAUGUCCCAUUUGCCAGAAGAGAUUCACCAAUGCCGUCAUCCUUCAGCAACACAUCCGCAUGCAUAUGGUUGGGCAAAUCCCAGACUCGGCUGUGCUGGAUCGGUUUCAGGAGAUGGAGGCCGAGAGCGAGAAGAACUUAGACAGUCCCAGUAGUAAUGAUCUCGCAGAUGAUGUCUCCUUUGAAGAGGAUGAUAUAGAAGAAGGACAGGAGGUAGAAAAUCUGGAAAGUCCUUCUAAAUCUUUGCCGGAGAACCAUCUGAAUGACUCCACAAUGAAGCUCUGCUCUUUAAGCAAUACAUUUAUCACAAAUGGCUAUGAUGACCAGUUACAGAUUGAAUGCUCUUUAACUGAGAAAGAGAUGGAAAGUCUGGGAACCACCAGCCCCCCUGCGACACCGCCUCUAUCGCCUGCACAAAGUACUGAGGUUCGAGAACUUUGCCCAACGUCUGUAAAGAACGAACAAGUAGAACCAUCUGCCUUUGUUGCCCUAGAACUGAAAGGAACCCAUGGAAACCCCCAUUUGGUGACCAGUGGGUCAACUAAAUCGAUAAAGACAGAGGUGAACGGUUACACGGAACCAUACCCGGCGUUCGGCAUCAACUUGUCAGCCAGCUACCCGUCCGUCACCGGCCAAGGAAUAGCCGCCCUGCUGGGACCACCACCUCCUCGUCGGGCGCCAAAGCAGCACAACUGCAGCGCCUGCGGAAAGAAUUUCUCUUCUGCCAGCGCCCUUCAGAUCCACGAGCGCACUCACACCGGCGAGAAGCCCUUCGUCUGCUCUGUCUGCGGCCGAGCCUUCACCACCAAGGGCAACCUGAAGGUUCACAUGGGCACGCACAUGUGGAACAAUGCGCCAGCCAGACGGGGCCGACGCCUGUCGGUGGACAACCCCAUGGCCCUGUUGGGCUCCGACGCCGUCAAGUUUGACCUAGCCGCCCGGGCCAUGCACGUGGACGCAGGAUUUUGGAGCCGCUACGCCAGCGCCAUCACCAGCAGCCUGGCCAUGAAGAACAACGAGAUAUCGGUGAUCCAGAACCGAGGUGCAACGCCUCUGCGCUCUAUAGCCGGCAUGGACAGAGUGAACGGUGCGGCAAGGACGAUCGCAAACCUGUCCAAGAACAGUGUUGAACUGGGGAACAACAGACAUUUUUCUAUGCUGAUUGAUGACAGUAAAUAA
Molecule: messenger RNA, 3315 nt
Organism: Nerophis lumbriciformis (worm pipefish)
Lineage: Eukaryota; Metazoa; Chordata; Actinopteri; Syngnathiformes; Syngnathidae
Source: RefSeq, a predicted model, not a curated record